AUGGAAAAAUUUCAAGAAAAGAUAGAACCUGUGAGAAAAGAAUCCCUACAAGAAGAGCAGGUUAAUACCAUGAAAUUCAUUAAUAGCAUAGAUAAAGUGAUAGCUCAGACUGUUGUGAUUGAUAGAACUUAUACAUUUAUAGUUGAAGGGCUAAUAGAUACAGGAGCCAAUCUUAACUGUAUAAAUGAGGGAGUGGUACCUACUAGGUUUAAACCAGUCUCUUAUAUUAGGAACGCCAUUCAUUAA
This is a messenger RNA of Prunus armeniaca (apricot), 246 nucleotides long. NCBI's taxonomy places the organism in Eukaryota, Viridiplantae, Streptophyta, Magnoliopsida, Rosales, Rosaceae. The record is from the annotation of a GenBank genome assembly.